AUGGCCGACCCGCACACUGUGCCGCUCCCAGCCUCGCGCGGCUCGCUCGACCAGCCCCGCCCCGACUUCCAUCACCCGCACCACUCGACCCUCGCCGACGUCGACGAGGGCGACUCGAGCGCCGAUGCCGCCUGGUUCGACGACGGCACUGCACCACCAGACGACGACGAGCCUUCUGCCGCACCGCCAGACGAGCCUGAGCACGACGACGACGCUCGACCACGGCCACCACCCGCGGGCGAGAGUGGGGUCGUCGGCGACAGCGAGCCGGCCGCCGACGACGAGGAGCAGGGGCACGCCGCAGGGGCAGCGGUCGAUGGGCAGGACGGCGAGCGGAUACAGCUCCUCGAGGACGAGCUGGACCGCACGCGGCAGGACCGCGAUGCGUGGGAGGCCCAGUACCAGGGCUUGCUCGCCAAGUUGACGGCCAUGCGCAACACGCUCGGCGACAAGCUCAAGCAGGACGCCGACGAGCUCGACCGCCGCGAGCAGGAGAUUGCCGACCUGCGCGCCGCCAACGACGACCUCGCGUCGACGCUCGACACGCUCAAGGGCGAGCUCAUCCAGUCGCACGCCGAUGCCGACGCGCUCCACACCGAGGUCGAGCAGCUGCGCGCGCGCGCGUUCGACUCGGAGCGCGCCUCGUCCGACGAGGCCCAGGAGCGCGAGGUCGCCCUCCGCGAGGCGCAGGAGGACCUCGAGCGCGUGCGCAUCGAGCGCGACGAGUGGGAAGGCGAGGCGAUGCGCGAGCGCGUCCGGCGCGAGGACCAGGGCGCGCGGCUCGGCGUCGUCGAGAUGGAGCUCGCCCAGGCGAAAGCCGACCGCGAGGUCUUGCGCGAGGAGCGUGACCGCGAGAUGGAGAGCGCGGCCAACUUGCAUGCCGUCCUCGAGGAGUUCCAGGCCGCCAAGGACCGCGAGCUUCAAGCGCUCCUCGGCGACCUCGAGACGCAGCUGCGCGAGACGCAGACCGAGCUCGACACGUACCGACAACGCGCCUCGCGGGCCGAGGCGCAGCUCGACGCCGCGCACGACGACUCGGAGAAGGUCCUCGUCCUGUCGCGCGAGGUCAAGGAGAAGAACCUCCUCAUCGGCAAGCUGCGGCACGAGGCCGUCAUCCUGAACGAGCACCUCACCGAGGCGCUGCGGCGGCUCAAGAAGGACUCGGGCGAGAACAGCGUCGACCGACGACUCGUGUCCAACGUGCUCAUCACGUUCCUCAACACGCCCCGGGGCGACGCCAAGCGGUUCGAGAUGCUGCAGCUCAUCUCGUCGAUCCUGAGCUGGACCGACGACCAGCGCGAGAAGGUCGGCCUGCAGCGCUCGAGCGGCUCGCUGUCGUCGGCGAGCGUCAUCUCGAGUGGGCGAGGGGGAGCGGGCAAGGGCCAUGCGCGGAGCGGGACGGGCAAGGCGGUCGACGAGGGCGUCGAGAACGAGUCUUUCUCGAACCUGUGGAUCGAGUUCCUCCUCAAGGAAUCGGCGCAGGCCGCCCCGUCCGCCUCGUCGCCUCCCGCCUCGGCCAAAGGCGGCUCGACACGGUCGCCGACGUCGCCCCGAGCCGACCCGUUCGACCUGCCGCCGCUCGGCUCGCCGCCACUUUCGUCUACGACAUCUACGCCGCGACGCAGCCUGUCGUCGUUCUUCUCGUCGUCGAACGGCGGGUCGGCGUCGCCGGCGGCGUCGGCUCCUUCGAGCACGGCGCCGCCCAGCAUACCCGAGGACGACGGCAAGUGAGCGUGAGUGCGCACGGCGCGGCCUCGGUCCUCGAGCCCACUCCCGCGGGUCCUCCCCCUCCUCGUUGUCUCGUACUUCCCCCUCGUUCGUCCUCGCCCUCGUACCUCUGUGUUGGUAGCAUCGUCGUCGCUCGUGGCUCGUUCUGUCUGCCUUCCCCUUUGCAUCAUCAAGCCGUGCCUCGUCUCG
This is a messenger RNA of Rhodotorula graminis WP1, 1917 nucleotides long. RefSeq lists its product as uncharacterized. The coding region runs from base 1 to 1731 and encodes 576 amino acids. The transcript has 5 exons. The record is from RefSeq and is a predicted model, not a curated record. Gene Ontology annotation, molecular function: small GTPase binding. Gene Ontology annotation, biological process: endoplasmic reticulum to Golgi vesicle-mediated transport; Golgi organization. Gene Ontology annotation, cellular component: Golgi apparatus. NCBI's taxonomy places the organism in Eukaryota, Fungi, Basidiomycota, Microbotryomycetes, Sporidiobolales, Sporidiobolaceae.